Racocetra fulgida is the source of this 233-nucleotide messenger RNA. The record is from the annotation of a GenBank genome assembly. NCBI's taxonomy places the organism in Eukaryota, Fungi, Glomeromycota, Glomeromycetes, Diversisporales, Gigasporaceae.
CAAGAAACAAGAACUUCUAAAUUCCGCACCUUACCUUUUAACUCUUAAUCAUGGCCGACCAGCCCAGUACCCACUUUUAGAAAGAAGGUUGGUUGAAUGGAUUGAAACUCUCCAUAAUAAACAUAUGGCUGUUACACGAAAAAUGGUUGUUACAAGGGCCAAACAAUUGGUUCAAAUUAAUGAGAUAAAGGAUGCAUAUCCUAACAUUGGUGAUGAUUUUAAGUUUUUUAAUG